This is a messenger RNA of Vespula pensylvanica (western yellowjacket), 1411 nucleotides long. RefSeq names its product putative tricarboxylate transport protein, mitochondrial (gene sea). The record is from RefSeq and is a predicted model, not a curated record. Lineage: Eukaryota; Metazoa; Arthropoda; Insecta; Hymenoptera; Vespidae. Bases 148 to 1146 code for a protein of 332 amino acids. The transcript has 4 exons. Gene Ontology annotation, biological process: mitochondrial citrate transmembrane transport.
AAAGAAUAAGAAAAAGAAAUCAUACGACGACAAAGGAGAAGAAGGGGAAUCGAAGUAUCGUUCGGCGGGACACAUGACUUAAUCGGAUCAGUUCAGUUUCAACGUCUUAAGCGAGAAGGGAGCAUUGGUUUUAUUAUCGUCAGUAACAUGGAUUCAGCUUGGUUAAGAUAUCAAUUUACACAAGAAUCAUCGGUCAUAUCAGCAUGCAAUGGCAAUAAUCCAUUUCCAAGAAGACCAUGGCUUCAAAACGGUCCGGUUGCGGCUGCUGUCGGUGGAACUAGUAUCGGCCUCAAAGGAAUCAUAGCUGGUGGUAUUACUGGUGGUAUAGAAAUUUGUGUCACAUAUCCAACUGAAUAUGUAAAAACACAACUACAAUUGGAUGGUAAAAGUGGAGCUAGUAAACAAUACACAGGAAUAUGGGAUUGUGUAACAAAAACUGUAAAGACUCGUGGAUUCUUUGGAUUAUAUAGGGGUCUAUCUGUCCUUCUUUAUGGAUCUAUUCCAAAGUCAGCAGUACGUUUUGGUGCUUUUGAGUCAAUAAAGAAAAGAUUGGUUGAUGAUGAUAAAAAACUGAGUGCUCAAAGAAAACUUUUGUCAGGACUUUGCGCUGGUGUAUGUGAAGCUAUUCUUGUAGUGACUCCUAUGGAAACUGUCAAAGUAAAAUUUAUUAAUGAUCAAAGAUCGCCAAAUCCAAAAUAUAAAGGAUUUUUUCAUGGUAUAACAUUGAUAGUUAGAGAAUAUGGAUUUAAAGGAGUAUAUCAAGGUGUUGUGCCUACUAUUUUGAAACAAGGUUCUAAUCAAGCAAUUCGAUUUUUUGUAAUGGAAACAUUAAAAGACUGGUACAAAGGUGGUGAUGAUAAUAAAAAUGUUCCUAAAGUUAUUGUUGGUGUGUUUGGUGCCUGUGCUGGAGCAGCUUCAGUUUUUGGAAACACUCCUAUUGAUGUUGUAAAAACUAGAAUGCAAGGUUUGGAGGCAUCAAAAUAUAAAAGCAGUAUAGACUGUGUUAUCCAAGUUUGGAAAAAAGAAGGUCCAUUUGCUUUUUAUAAAGGCACUAUUCCAAGAUUAGGCAGAGUAUGUUUGGAUGUUGCUAUAACAUUCAUGAUUUAUGAUUCAUUUAUGGAUCUGUUUAAAAAGCUUUGGCCAUGAGAAAACUUAUAUUUAUAGAAUUUUUAUUUCUUUAUAUUAUUGUCAGUGAUAUUUCAUGUGAACCUCAUGAGCAUGUUUGCGUAAUACGUUCGUAUAGUAAUCAUUGAAUUUUCUUUUUUUACAGUAUAUUAAUUAUUGUACAGAGAUAUAUAGUUAUUUCGAUAUAUUUGUUUCAAUUAUAUUUUAGUAGAAGAAUUUUAAAAAAUCAGGAUAUCUACUGAAUUUACUGCACAAAAUACAUUUUAUAUAUAUAUGUAUAUAUAUG